Messenger RNA from Colletotrichum higginsianum IMI 349063, 1122 nucleotides. RefSeq names its product FtsJ-like methyltransferase family protein. The transcript is spliced from 2 exons. Lineage: Eukaryota; Fungi; Ascomycota; Sordariomycetes; Glomerellales; Glomerellaceae. The coding region runs from base 1 to 1122 and encodes 373 amino acids. Gene Ontology annotation, molecular function: methyltransferase activity. Gene Ontology annotation, biological process: methylation. The record is from RefSeq and is a predicted model, not a curated record.
AUGGCCACUGUCACUUUGAAUAAGACGGCCUCCGAUCAGGUGUCGAAGGCCGGUGAACACCCCAGCGACGCCACCACGCAGAUGGCGAUCAUGUCAAUCUCAGAACAUGGAGCAAAGAAUCCCAACCAGGAGCACGAGGCCAAGAAGAAAGUCCUGGUAGACUAUUUGAGAGAGGCAUCCCCAGAGUUUGCAAAGCUCGACGCGCUGCGCAAGAAGGCAAGUGAUCGUUUCUCUGACCCAGGCGUUCUAGACAUGAUGAAGAGGAUCGGCAAGGAGAUGCAAAAGUGCACCGGGGCGCUCAAGGUCAAGACGGCCGGCUGGGGUAAGCCGCAGAUCCUCGACAUGGGCAUGGCACCCGGCGGCUUCCUCGCCGUGGCCAUGGAGCUCAAUCCGGGCGCCCACGCAAUGGGCUUCAGCCUGCCCGAGCCCGCAGGCGGCCACAAGGUGAUGCUGCCCGACGACGCCAACAUUGACCGCCGGGACCUGGACGUCACGAUGCUUGCGGAGGACCUCGGCUUCACAGAGAUCCCCUCGAACAACCCGGACGCCGGCAGAAUCGUGCCGCGGCAGUUCGGCGCCAACCAGCAGCAGUUCGACCUCGUCAUCUGCGGCGGCGCCGUGGUGCGCAAGCAGGAGCGCGCCAGCUACCGCGAGGCCUACGAGGCACACCGGCUGUCGGCGAGCCAGCUCGCGCUCGGCCUCGAGCGGCUCCGGCCGGGCGGGACGAUGGUGGUGCUGUUCCACAAGGUCGAGGCGUGGGGCACGGCGAGGGAGCUGUACGCGUUUGACGGGUUCUCGCGCGCGCGGCUCUUCAAGCCGACGACGGGCCACAACAAGCGCUCGUCGUUCUACAUGGUCGCCACCGACGUGCAGAGCCGACACCCGCGGGCGCUGCGGGCGGUGGCGCGGUGGAAGGGCAUCUGGGAGGCCGCGACGUUCCGGGCGGAAGGGGAGCUGCUGAAGGCGAUGGGGUCAGGCGAGCCCGGCGCGGAGGAGCUGCUGGAGGAGUUUGGCGAGCAGAUGGUGAGGAGGGGGAGAAAGGUGUGGAAGAUCCAGGCGGAUGCGCUCGAGCGUGCGCCGUUCAUGAAAGACAAGCGAGACGGAUCGGACAAGGUAGCAUGA